Messenger RNA from Prorocentrum cordatum, 3615 nucleotides. The record is from the annotation of a GenBank genome assembly. NCBI's taxonomy places the organism in Eukaryota, Dinophyceae, Prorocentrales, Prorocentraceae.
AUGGCGGCCCUGAAGCAGACCGCGAGCAAGCUCCUGGACAGUGGCGAAGAGUUCAAGCACCGCUUCCUCGCGUUCCUGGUGCAGAACAACAUCACGGCCGGGACGGUCAACCAAGCUCAAGUAGAUCUUCUCUGGAGGUACUUGAGUGCCGAGGCUCGGGAGUACUCGGGCGACGUCAAGGAGAAGGACCUUCCUAAUCCUUCGACGAAAGCGGCUCGAGCAGCAGCCGCCGCGGCCGCCGCUGCCGCCGCGGCCGCCAGCAAGGGCAAACCGACCAAGGGCGACCCGAAGGGCGGCAAGCCAGCCAAAGGCGGCCCGAAGGGCAAGCUCGGGAAGGGCAAGGAAGCCGCGGGAGGUAAGGGCGUGGCCAUCUGCCCGCACUUCAACAACCUCGCGACGGGCUGCAGCGCGGGAUGGCCAUGCCCGAUGCGCCGCUGCAAGUCGGAUGGCGCCCGACUGGAGCCGACCGAUGGGCGCUGCUUUAAUUGCGGCGCGGGCGGCCAUGGCGCGGCAGCUUGCCGCCGGCCGCGGAAGCCCAAGGCUCCGGCGAAGGCCGAGAGGGGCCAGGCGGAAGACCAGAACGCAGCCUCGGCAGGAUCUCCAUCGACUUCGGCCGCUUGCGCGGACGAGGCGGGCAGGCCGGCAGCCACUGGCAGGUCGGCAGCGGUUGCAACUCCGAGUCCCUUGACUACCAGCGACGUCAGCGGCAUCGUGCGACAGGAGCUGAGGAGGCUUCUGGCCAAGGGCGGCAAGCGCUGGAUCCUCAAGGACACUGGCGCCACCCACGAGCUUCGUGGCAGCAAGUCCUUCAGCGACCUGCCUGAAUGCGCCGCCCCCGUCCCGCUGGAGACGGCAGCAGGGGUGGAAGGGGCCAUGAUAGUGGGAGAUGUCGUGUAUGUGCUGGGUGAGGACCUCCAGUGGCUCUUCCCGUUGGGCAGCUACAUCGACGAGAUGAGCCUAGACUUUCACGGCCAGCUCAGCACUGACACUUCCGGGCGGCACCUCCCAGGGCGGUGGCCCUCCAGCCGCCCCGAGAACUCGGCGAAGCAGGCCGUUCACUUCCUUCUCGGGGCCUACGUCGUCGAGACUCUGGCUGCCAAGAGGGGCCGCGAGCGCCUGGAGUCGAUCGCGAAGGACACCGAGCUGGCGAAGAAGGUGGCGGUCAUGUUCGGGGUGAAAUCCUUCGGGGGCCUGGAGCUGCGGACGAAUCAUGUUGGGCUCAGCGUCUGCGUGCCCAACUUCGGCCCUUCGGCGCGGCCCGGCAGGCCGAAGCUCGAGCUUCCCGAAGAACAGGAGGAGAAGCUCUCCCCAGGCGGCGAUCCCAGCAUCGCGGCCGACGACGAGGUCGAGGACGAGAGCGGCAUUAUCUCCAGGACUUGGUACUUCUGCGUGCCGCUGGAGAGCCCCAAGGCCGCCAGUUGCAUUCAUGCUAUCGAGUCUAUCCUUGCCCAGCUUCGGAUGGAGGCGAAGAGCCCUCCGAUAGCUGUUACUUCGACGCCGGGUUUCGAGCCCAGCUCGAAUGGCCGGGCCGAGCGCGGGAUCGGCGUGGUGAAGCUGAGGGCCAGGGCAAUGCUCCUCUCCUUCAGCGACCCCCUGGACCGGCAGGCCUUGUGGGCGUGCGCCGUGCAGCAUUCUGCGUACUGCUCCAGGAUGCACGCACAGGAUCGACCAGUGAAGUGCCCGGCUUUCGGUGCGAAGGUCUGCGCUCGCAUCGAGGAUGCCCCUUCGUCCAUGUGGGCAGAGCGGGCGCGCGACGCCGUGUUCCUGGGCGUGGGCGCGGAGAGCAAAUGGUUGAUCGGGCGGAAGGACCUCGCCGCGAAACGACCUGAGCAGCGGUGGGUCAUUGAGUCCUCGUCGUCCUUCGCAGUGGUGCCUGAGGUGCACUUCAUGUUGACCACGGUCUCGGAGGAGUCCUUGAAGGUCGCCCUCACCGCGGACGACGACAAUGCGCCUCCCGAGUUCACCAAGAUCGUGAAGGGCAGCGGGCUGAGCAUCGUCACGUGCGCGGAGAUCGCGAAGACGAUCGGGAUGACUAGGGAGAAGUGGCGAGCGGCACUCGAGAGCGAGCUCAACAGCCUGAAGGGCGGUUGUCUUCGCCCCCUCACGGCCUCGGAGGCGCACUCUGUAAAGCCUUCCGAGAUACUGCCCAUGAAGGUGGUUGCGGGGCAGAAGGCUCCAGACGCAUCUGGCUGUCGGCGCUUCAAGGCGCGCGGCUGCGUGUGCGGCAAUUUCGAGGCGGUGGGCCCCUCGGAGCAGACCUUCACGCAGAAUUUUGACAUUGCCAGCCUCCGCAUGGCGCUCGCCGUGUGCGCGCACCGUCGUUGGAGCGUGUCGGCCCUCGACGUCUCUACCGCGUUUCUGAACGCGUUCCUCCCUGUGGACAAGAAACGAGUGGUCAUUCGCCCACCGGCCAUCUUCGUCAAGUUCGGGCUGGUGCCGGCGGGCGAGCUCUGGGUGGCCGAGAGGGCCAUCUACGGGCUGAGGUGCUCACCGAAGGCUUGGGGCGAUCUGCGCAACGCGGAGCUCCGCAAGCUGACGUUCACCGUCGGCGCGCUCCAGUGCCACCUCGAGCAGUCUGCGGUCGAUAGCUCGGUCUGGCUCGUCAAGGCUAACGGGGUGGACGACGUCUUGGGCUAUGCGCUGAGCUACGUGGGCGACUUCUUGUUCAUGGGCUCCGAGGGCGCGGUGAGGACCCUGCAGACCUCCAUCGGCGCGCUCUGGACUACGAGUUCCCAGAAGAUCAUCUCCCCGGACUGUCCGGGAACCAUUCGGCACUUGUCCAUCGACAUCGGCAUAAACCCCUACCGCCUGACGCUGAGCCAACGCGAAUACGUCAACGACAUGCUGAUGAAGUGGAACAUUGCCCAGUGCAACAGCUGCCAGUCGAUCAACCCCGACGAUGAGAUCUACCUGCCCUUCCAGCCCGAGGACGACGAGGAGAAGCCUGACCCUGAUGAUGUGCGCGGUGCGCAACGGAUGGCAGGUGGACUCCUUUGGCUUUCGAGCCGCACUCGGCCAGACCUGUCCUACAGCGUCUCGCGGAUCUCCAGCCAUGCGACUCGGAGGCCGCAUGCGUCCCUCGUUCUGGGCAAGGUCUUGCGGUGCUUGGCGGCUACCCGCCAGUUGGCGCUGGUCUACGUGCUGAACACCCCCCACGAGCUGCAGGACCUCAUCUGCCAGUUGGACGUCUUCUCGGAUGCCAGCCAUGGCGAUGCGGGCGCGCAGACAGGCGUCACUUGUUUCAUGCAUGGGCGCAUGCUGGUCGACUGGCGCAGCUUGAGGCAGCAGUUGGUCUGCUUCUCGACGGCCGAGGCGGAGAUGAAGGGUCUCGCCCUCAGCUGCCAGCUGCUCUACGGUCUGGAGGCGGUCGCCCACUCCGUGGAGCUGCAGACGACCGCAGUCCUCCACGGCGACAACCAAGCGGCGAACCACAUCGCUGAUGGUCGCGGCAGUUGGAGGACGAGGAACCUUAUGACUAAGGACAACGCCAUCCGGAGCCGAGUUGAGCGCGGCAUGUUGGAGCUGAUCUACGUGGAGACGGCUCUGAUGCGCGCCGACGGGCUCACCAAGAGCAAGGGGCCCGACCACAUGGCGAAGGUCAGGGCCCACUUCUGA